Mercurialis annua (annual mercury) is the source of this 1380-nucleotide messenger RNA. RefSeq lists its product as uncharacterized. The coding region runs from base 1 to 1380 and encodes 459 amino acids. Lineage: Eukaryota; Viridiplantae; Streptophyta; Magnoliopsida; Malpighiales; Euphorbiaceae. The record is from RefSeq and is a predicted model, not a curated record. The transcript has 3 exons.
AUGCCAUUAAAGACUAUAUUUCGUAAAUGGGUCUCUAAAGUGUUGGCUGAAAGGCUUUCUUCUUUUUUGCCCUUGAUUGUGUCUGAAAGUCAGUUUGGAUUUGUUAAAGGGAGAAACAUCCACGACUGUCAUAUGAUCGCUUCCGAAAUUAUUCAUUUGGUUCAUUCUCGUAGAGAGAAAGUUAUUAUGGUAAAGCUGGAUUUUAAGAAAGCUUUCGAUUCGGUGUCGUGGAGCUUUAUUAUUUCUAUGCUAAAGCGUAUGAAUUUUGACGAGGUUUGGAUUAAUUGGAUUAGCUCUCUCUUUAAAUCUUCGCAGUUAUCUGUGUUGAUAAAUGGGUCUCCAACAGAAAAUUUUUUUAUGGAAAAAGGUGUGCGGCAAGGAGAUCCAAUCUCCCCUCUUUUAUUCGUGUUAGCUGUUGAAGGAAUGCGAGCAAUUUUUGAUGAGGCUAUUUCUUUGGGUUUGAUAGAUGGAAUCCAAAUUGAUGGCUACCGCAAGCCAGUUUUGUUAUUUCAGUUUGCUGACGACACUUUGAAAUCGUCUGUUACUGGAAUUAAUUUGGAUGAUCAUUCAAUGGGUUUAGCAGCUGAAAUCUUAACUUGUAAGAUUGAUUCGUUUCCUAUAACUUAUUUGGGUUUGCCUUUGUCUCUGAAGAAGCCGACUGCGAAACAAUGGGAUCCGAUAGUCCAGAAUUUCUCAUCUCAAUUGUCUUCUUGGCGCGGUAGUUUGCUAUCUCCGGCAGCUCCUGUCUCAGUGCUUAAUUCACUAGAGAAAUAUAUGCGAAAUUUUCUAUGGAAUGGUUCUAUCAAUGGAAAUUAUUUUAGUAAGGUGGCUUGGAGAGAUGUUUGUUCUCCUUUUCUUGAUGGUGGUCUGAAUAUUAUUCCGCUUCGUUUAAAGAAUAGAUGUUUAUUAUUCAAGUGGAUUUGGAAAUUGAUGAACGCUAACUACAACUCCCUGUGGUUCUUGGUCGUUAAUAGUAGUUGUGCUUUUAAGUUUUGGUUUGAGCUUUUUUCUGGAAAUACUGCAAGAUAUUCACACUUAUGGAGAGGUAUCAUUAAUUGCUGUUUAUCUAAUGAGGAUUCUUGGAAUAUUUUCUACUCUAAUAUUUCGUUUUCUCUGGGUAUUGGAAACCGUUUACGUUUCUGGCACGAUAAAUGGAUUGGGGAGGACAGAUUAUCUUCUUCGUUCCCUCGUUUGUUUAAAGUUUCCAGGUCUCCUAAUAUUAUGGUGGUGCAGGUUUUUGAGAAUGACCAGUUUGAUAGGUCUUCUCUUAUUUGGAAGAGGUCGUUACGGCUGGGUGAGAAAGAAGAUUUGAAUCAGCUACAAUUAUUAAUGGAAACAGUCACUAUUAAUAAUCUGCAGCAAGAUGUGUUUUCUGGAUGA